AAAAACUGAAGAUUUUAAAUAUUCCCAUGUUUUCAUGUUCAUGUUCUGGGUCAAUCGCCUAAAAAUGUCAUCGAAUAGCACAGAGAAGGCAGUGAUGGAGGCAUCGCCUGUAAGUACUUCUAGUGAUAGCUCACCACAAGAAGAGAAGUGUAUAUUAACUCCCCUUUCGCUUGAGUUUGAUCCACUGAACUGGCAGUUAGACUCCAAUCAAUGCAAUACUACUAACGAUUCCAAUAGUAAUAGCAAUGAUAGCGUAGACGAGUGUUCGGCCGCUAUUGUCGACAAUUCCCUGCAAACCAAUGACUUAAUGACUGAUUCGGUCCAGUCUUUCGACUUAUUAACAAUGGAUGACAACUUCAAUGCAAAUACUAAUCAUGUGAAUGGAGACAAAUGUCAGUCCAAUCUUGAGCUCAUCCAAGAAUUAGAGCCCACUUUGAAUUGUGAGAUGAAGAGUGUGUCCAACUCAGCGAUUGAACACAACUCCAAUGCUGUCAAUGAUAUCGAUAUUGAAAGUGAUUUAUUAGUCGAUAACUCUUUGGUAUCUAAAGAUGCGGUGAAUGUCUGCCAAAUGAUCGCCUCUUUAUCCUCGUCUGAAUCUAACCCUUUGAAUGACUGCUCUACUAAUCAAAGUAUUUCAUUAAUGUCUGAACCCAUCGAGCAAACAGAUCUCAGCCAUGAUUCAGGAGAUACUGAUCUGUUUGAUGUUCAUGACAAGCCUUUGAUAGACACGAAUGUGUCGGACGUGUCAGGCGUUGAUCUGAUCGCUACUAAACUCGCGAAUGAAUGCGUUUCCGACGCUUUGCAUGAAAACUCUGUUCACUUAACAACAGACCAAAUGCUUAACAGCUCGUCAUCUCUGUCGGCCUCAUCCCAGGCCUCAUCGCUUUCCGAUCAUAUUUCUAGCGAUUCAGAUGAGAGCAUUCAAAGUGUUUCCAGCAGUGGAUCCGCUCGAAGAAAGAAGAAAAACACAAGAAAGAAGGCAUCGAAGGCACAGGUAGUGUCGUCACCGGCGAAGGCACAGCCAUCAGCAGCGCAUGAAUUGCCACAACAACUGCACAAUACGACUGGAGAUGCAAAAAAUAAUUCAAUUCAAGCGAAUAAGAAAUCAGUUGACAAUCACAUCAUCGAUGCAAAGCCUGAACUCAAUGGACAGACAGUGAAUGGCGAUGAGAUGAAUGAUAUGAAUGUCGAUAUGAGUUAUUUGCCUGAAAUUAACGGCUUUGCGAAACAUGUGAAUAAUGAGCUCCUAUUGGAGCCGUCACUGAAUGGUCACAAAAGACAUUAUGAUUUCGAUAAUGAUUCCCUCAACGAAAGCCCAUUUGCAACAGAGCCUGACUAUUGUGUUAAUGUCGCUAAACUGAAAAACCAAUACGUCAGUCAUAUUGAGAAUGAGACACAAUUACUAAAACCAUUUCCUAAAGCAGAGAUCGCUAACACAGGAAUUGAUUUCAAAAGUUUGAAAAACUCUUAUGUAUCGACUGCUGAGCAGAAUGUGGUCCAUAAGAAUGCUCUCAACAGAGAAUUACUGCCGAUUGGCAAAUCGACUUUCAAUAGCGAUCAAGAGAUGAUUGAAGCAGAAAAGGAAGACAAGACAAGAGGUCCUAAAAAGUUUGCUCAGAUGGAAUGCCAAUAUAUCACCGGCAAUGAUAUAUUUGAUAGUAUAUCGUAUACAUCGUUCAGCAAUGCUUGUACUAUCAAUAAGGACCUGGAGUCGAUUUGCAAAGUUUGCUCUAAACAUGUCUACCAAAUGGAGAAAAUCAAAGCUGAAAAGUCUGUAUUUCAUAAGCAAUGCUUUCGAUGCAAAGAAUGCAAUAAACAGUUGAACGUUGACAACUAUUCCUCACAUGAGGGCCAACUCUAUUGUAUGCCUCACUUCAAGCAGUUAUUCCAACCGAAGGCUAAAUUUGAUACCGAAGACCAAACAAAAAGUAAGUCAAUCACUAUUACAUCCACACAAUUGGCGACAAUCAUGCGUGUGGUUCACCUU
Molecule: messenger RNA, 1987 nt
Organism: Oppiella nova
Lineage: Eukaryota; Metazoa; Arthropoda; Arachnida; Sarcoptiformes; Oppiidae
Source: the annotation of a GenBank genome assembly